AUCAGUCUUUCAGCAGCGAGGAGCCCUGAAAACCUUUUUGUUCCUGCUUUCAUUCAAGAGACAUCCACCCAGACGGCCAACGGCAUAAUAUCCAACAGCCACUUCACUCUGAACACAACUACUAGGUUACAGAGGUUACCCAUGUAAAAUCACUGCUAUAAAAAUACAGCAACCAGCCAGAAGACUGAAGAAAACAAUGACUAUCAGUUUCAAAAGUCUCAUUUUCAUGUGGAUGCUGAUGGUGACAGCAAGCUAUGCAGACACAUCUGGCCAGAACCACAGUUUCACUAAUGUGACAACAGGUGAAGUAACAGAAAAUACAUCCACACAGGGCCAGGUGACAACACAGGAAGUGUCUACAUUUCAUCAACUUAUGGAGCUCUCAGGUUCGACCAUAUCACCGCCCACCACAGCUGAUGUAAAUCCAACAGUGGAAAAGACUACGAAAUCAUAUCCUAAACCUUCACUCCAAACAACUCAAAUGACGCCUCCUAAUAUUCAGACAACAGCAAGUCCAACCAGCUCCAUACUGCCUCAGUUAAACAGCUCAAUAGAAAGCAUGAAGCCUACAACAGAAGUACAAGUCAAGGAAGGAACACCUGCAACAACGGUUGUAACCAGUCAAACCAGCAACCCAGUCAUGACUACAAGGGCACAUCCUGUAAUAAGCAGCCACACCCAAAGCCAAGACACAGGAAAGACAUUAACUUUCCAAUUCACCAGUGAUAAAACGACCCAUCCGGCUACACAUCCAGAUGAGUCUACACGCCUCAUCUCUACUACACCCACCACUACCAAGCCUGCUGACAGCACAUCUACAUCAAGAACUAGACAAGUCACAGGUGGUGAUGCUACACAAUUCACAAGUUCAUAUAAAACUUCAGCGGCCAUGACAACACCACCACUCACCAGCAUCAACGAGACAAAGAAAACACAAGCUCCACCAGAGACAAAUUCCAAUAACGAAACAAUCCACAGUAAAGUAGUGGCAGGGCUAAUAGGUGGAGCCCUAGUACUGAUGAUGGUAGGGUUCCUAAUCAUCUUCAUAAAGAAACGUAAGAUUCAGAAGCAGCAGGCGGCUACUACAGAGUGGGCCGGUCCUUCGCCAUUUCUAGAGGAUGGAGCUGACGAUAGGCAGGCAAAGCUGAGGUCAUCUAACCGAAUUUCUCUCUCCAGCUUCCUGCCUCAAAGGUUGUCCAAAAGAAUGUCCUUGCUACCAGAAGCAGGUGAGGAGUUAGAAGACAUGACAGCAGGCACAUUUGGAGAUGAACAACAAAGGAGUACAUUCGGUCGAGAGGUGAAUGGAAGCGACACGCAAGAAAGCAAUGGGGCAGCUGUAAUGGUUCCAGAAAGCAAAAGCACAGGAGGUGUGCAAGAGACUGUUGAAAACUCAGUCCCUGUAACCUCUUCACAAGUAAGCAAUCCAGUCCACACAAACAACAAUUCUGAUGCUGCAAACCUCAAUCAAGAUUCUGCAUAUUCCUCUGGACUUGUGGAAAAAACUCCAGCACAACUGAGUGAUGAUCUAAGAGAACUUAAUCCCACAACAACUGUGACACCAGAAAUUGACUAACUUGUGGUCAUUUGAGGAAAUCAUGACAAGGGAGAAGUGAUAUUAAUCUAGGGCUGUUCUGCAAAACUUGAAACACAGUAUAAUAUUAACACAGGAAAUGACAAAGAAAGCAAAAUGCUAUGAAACAUUUUUUAAAGUACAUCAUUAAUAGUAGAAGGAAAAGAAUUUCCUUACAUUACUGGAGCCUUUACUGAAAGUACUAUAUUUGUCAGCAAGGCAACUCUGCCUUCUGGGAUUCUGACACCCAGCCCCUGCUGGAAUUUCUUUAUCAUCAUUAGAAAUGUCAACCAGACCUGAAGAGUGUAAAAUGCUUUCUACCCUCAUAAUCCUGUGGAGAGCAUUACUGUAGAAAACAGAAAAGGAAAUGUGGUGGUGCAAACUAACGGUAAUACCUUUUGCACAUCACAGGGGCUGGCAUACUGUUUCACAUAUGAGUCACAGCGGUAAAUACUACAGGCUAAAUACAAACAUUUGUACUUUCUACAUAUCAGCUUAGAUGUAAUGAGAAAGUUUCCAAGUGUGAAUAAAUACGUGUGUUUCAUCUGCCACAGAAGGAUUCAGUAUACUUGAACAAAAAGAAGGACAUGGAUCUGGUCAGACUGCACAUCUUUUUUGUUUUACUGAUGUACUCUCUACUUAGUUAUGUUCAAGGGACAAAGAAAAUUCUGUACUCUCUGUAAUGAAGUUACAGGUCACUGUAUUAUAAACAGGUUUCCAAAGUUUAGCAAGAGCAAAUUUCUCUGGUUACAGUUAUUCAUAGUAUAGCAAAGUUUUGUUAGGCUUAUGUAAUACUUAUAAAAAUGGCAUUACAGGCCAUCUUUCCUCUAGUGUGCCAGUAAAACCAUAACCAUAAAACAGAACCCACUGGCUCCAGGCCUGUCUGAAAUGCAGCCUGUCUUGCCCAGGCUUAGCAUGUUUCAGAUCUCAGUGGCACCAGGGUCUUUUUAAAAGAGACAGAAAUAGACUACUCAUGUGAAGCUUGUAAAACAGCAAAACACAUUGAACUGAACUACACAUAAUGAAAACAUAUGAAACAGCAACACUAGAUUUACUCUGGACUGUUAUACUGUCCUUCACAAAGACUGAAUUCGAGAGAGAUUGGCCUUUUUAAGUAAAUUAAAGAAUUUCCACAAUUACUACUUGCACAGUAUAAACCUUGGUUUCACGCUGUUCAGUGUGGUUACGUGGUUUUCAUAAUAUGCCAUUUAUAGAAGAAUGCCGAUGUCUAUUUUAUGUACUGGUCACCUCGUUUCUUUGCAGGUUGCUAGCAAUGCUGGUCAUGAUGCCGUUAUUAAAAUUUUUAUGUACAUUUAAAUGUAUUUUAAUGUGCUCCUGUUUACUGUUUUGAAGAGAAUUCUAAAUGUUGAGCAAAGUGAAACUGGUUUCUCCGAGUGGUUGUGGUUUUGGAUUUCACAUUUAAAACAAACCUGCUGCCACAUAUCAAAUGAUUCUAUAGCUGCACAGUAACCGGUUGCCUCCAAUGAGUUGAACUAUUAAAAAUAUUGAAACCUGACAGACAAAAGACAAAGUGAAUGAUUUAAGAUUUGUUCAGCUACUUAAGCUUAGGUAACAGUGGUGUUACUACUACUAUAUUCGGAUUCACAUAUACUUAAAAUACAUCUCUACAGAGAGGUGGAUAAGGUGGCCUCAGGUAAUUAUGAUGAUUAUCUUUAGGAUGUCACCGGCACUUGAUACAGGGGCUCACCACUGAAGUUGAUCACUUCAGUUGUUUCAACAGAAGCAAAUCAGUGAUCUCUGAUUGUUACUCUUCUUUCACCUUUUUACUGUAUUAAAGCAUCCUGUCCAAGUGGCUUAAAUAAAAAGACU
Messenger RNA from Monopterus albus (swamp eel), 3400 nucleotides. RefSeq names its product mucin-2-like. NCBI's taxonomy places the organism in Eukaryota, Metazoa, Chordata, Actinopteri, Synbranchiformes, Synbranchidae. The transcript is spliced from 2 exons. Bases 197 to 1573 code for a protein of 458 amino acids. The record is from RefSeq and is a predicted model, not a curated record.